UCACCAACACAACCACGCACCGACCUGUCAAACCGGACCGAAGUGAAAAGAUGCAGGAAACUGUUUUGCGCUAGUUAUCCAUUGUGAAAAUAGAAGCAAAUAUCGCACGCUGCAACAACAAAUAUAAAAACUCUCCGAUACUGUAAUCAAUCGGAACUAUCUCACACCAAGAUGGCCUCGGAAGAGAGACCCCGUAAUCUGGCCCAGUACAAGCGCUUUCACACCAACGAUGAGGGUCGGAAAACAGUCACCUCGGUGGAACAGAUAAAAGUCGAAUCAUCGAUCGAGCGGAUCUACGACCGAUACGAACAGCUCGCGGCCCUAGAUCCGACCCUGCCCAAGCUGUACCGUGGGGACCAUGCGCGCUACCUGCAGUCCUCCCUCGAACGGUUGUCGUCCUCGUACGAAUGCUUGGACAGCAGCCGACCCUGGAUGGUGUACUGGGUGCUGAAUGCGGCCAGCAUACUGAACAUGCGCUUUUCCCACGAACUAAUGGACCGGGUGGUGGACUUUCUCGUGAAAUGCCGUGCGAAGGGGGGUGGGUUCGGUGGUGGUCCGGGACAGGAUCCUCAUCUGGCCACUACGUACGCGGCAGUUAACUCACUCUGCAUAAUCGGGACGGAGAAAGCGCUGGAAGCGAUCGAUCGACACACGCUGAAACAGUUCUUCUGGUCGGUGCGGAAAAGUAACGGUGCGUUCCGGAUGCACAUCGGGGGCGAGCUGGACGUGCGCGGCGCGUACUGCGCCAUUUCGUCGGCCAAGCUGUGCUCGUUCUCGCCGGAAGACGAGCGGCAGCUGUUCGAGGGAACGGCCGCCUGGAUAGCGGAAUGCCAAACGUACGAGGGUGGUUUUGGUGGUGCGCCAGAUUUGGAAGCGCACGGCGGUUACUCGUUCUGUGCUGCCGCAGCCAUUAUGCUGCUGGGCGGUGAGCAUAAGCUUGACCUCUAUGCCCUGCUGCGGUGGACGCUGAACCGUCAGCUGGCUUAUGAGGGAGGAUUUCAGGGACGCACAAACAAACUGGUCGACGGUUGUUAUUCGUUUUGGCAGGGCGCCCUCGUACCGAUCGUCCAAGGGCUUAUCGCGCGUAAAGAAGGCCAGCAGCACAUCAUGGACGUGAGCCUGUUCAAUCGCUACGCGGUACAGGAGUACAUACUUAUCUGCUGCCAGCGACCAAAUGGAGGUUUAAUCGAUAAACCCGGGAAACCAGCGGAUAUCUAUCACACCUGCUACACGCUCAGCGGUCUGGCUGUAGCGCAGCACUGCGAAACUCACAGCUUACCGCUGGUGCUGGGCGACGAACGGAACGAGGUACUACCCACACAUCCGGUACACAAUAUACCACCCAAAGCAGCACUGGACGCUUACCGUUACUUCGUAGAGCGCGAUCAGCCGGCAUCCGCUACGGAGGAACGAAGCAACGGAAAGCAGCACGAGGUACCGAUGGACGACAGCUCCGAGAACGUGUCCGAACGUCAAUCGUCGUCGCAAAUGUCGGAGGACAGCAGCAGUAACUACUCGAGCAGCCGGGCAUCGGAAUCAUGAAGCGCGUUCCGGGUUGCUUCAUAACCGACCCUACGGAUGCAUCAAACCAGUCAACCAAUUUCUCUAGAGACGGGAGCACGAGAGCCAACGGGGAACAUGAGCCGAUGGUAGAGUUAAUAUAUAAACUUGCUUGUUCGUUUUUUUCUGAUUGCAUUAUUUUUUUAAAUAAAAAUUUAAAGUAUGCCAAUAGUGCUUUACCUUUAAAGGAGAAGCUUUAAUCUCACAACGCGAUCGAUUGCCAGUAAUACGGCGACGAACGGCACCUACCUCUACCAAUCCAUUACGCCGGGUUUCCACCUCCUGGUAGUUGCAUCAACGACAUCGGUUUAGAAGAUCUUUACGAGUUGGGUCGUCCCGGUAUCAUUCUCAUGACAUGACCAACUACGUCGUAUUCAAAAUGAAGGCACAGGCCUACUUGGAUCUCAGCAACCGAUCAGUGUAAAAACCACGAAAAGACAUUAGAACUAUGAUUUUCUUUCCUCCCGAAGCACAAUAAUUUGAACAGUGUGUUGUUUUAGUUUUUUUUUAUAAAUAAAUCAAUAAUUCUUUUUUUUUUAUUUUUGCUCUGCACUUCUUAAGAAUGGCUUUGUGACGUUCACCACGACGCAUCUUUUCGUUUUUCGUGUACUGUUUUCUUUUUUCGUUCUCUGCUCUCUAUUCACAUGUAUUAGCUCUGUUGUUCUUCCGCUGUAUAUUUGCGCCAUUUUUGUCUCGCAAGUGUAGAUCAUUUAUUCUUUUUUCCUUUAAUAUGCAAUGUAAUGUGUUUUCCUCCCUCGUGUACGAACUCUAAUAGUAUUAUUUCACAUUACACACACAUACACACACGCUUCUUCACUUAUAUACCCUCAAAUGUGCACGGAUUACACGAUCUACUACUCCUUAUUCCAUGCACGCACAUACACACACUUUCAUUUCUUCUUUUGCUCUGUUCUAUCUCACACACUUGUAAUCUCUCUCUCUCGCUCUCGCACUCUCAUCCUCGCCUACUACUAUGUUCUAUUGGAACAUCAUUUUAAAGGGACUGUAAAUUAUACAUCGACCUCCUUCUCUUUCCUUCUCGUUCCUCUCCUGAUCCUCUCUCUCUCUCUCUCUCUCUCUCUCUUUCUCUCCUUCACGUUCCUUCUUCUAUUGCAGUAUUCGCGGUUCCAUUCGCAUUUUUUUGGUGGCAUUUUCGUGGUUUUUUUUUGAAUGCUGUUUUUCAUUUUCACUACUACUACCGCGUGUUUUCCUCCAUUUCCACGCACACAUUUUCCUUACAGUCUAUUUUUUUUUGUCAUUUUACUAUCCUCCUCUCUGUUCUCACCACACACCUUUUGUGUGUUUGAUUACUUCUUUCUCUUUCUGUAGCUGUGUAAAAAGAGACAAAUGUUUGGAAAACAACGGGGAGUUGUGGUGAUGGAGACAAAAUUUACUCUGUUUACAAUAAAUUACAAAGAAGGAAGAAAAGCUAACACACUAAAACAGAUUCUUUAAAACGAUGGGUUGUUUUUUUACUUUCAUUUUCUUUUGCUUUAUCAUUUAACGAUUUUCGUGCAAGUUUUGUUAAUGCGGCAAACGCUUUCUCGCUUUCACUAUAGUUUAAUUCAUAAUAUAAAAAUGGAAAUUGUUAAGGCGUGUUUGAUUAUUUUAAUUUUUGUUUUAACUUUUUCGUUUUCCUGUUUCUGGUCUUGUGUCGGUGCAUGUGUUCAGAGAGAGAGAACUUGAUACUGAAUAAAUGAGGGGACUUUUGGGGCUUUAAAAAAAAGGAAGGAUCAUUUUCCUCUCUAUUGCACUCCCUUCUAUGCAUCUGGCUUCCUUUGCAUACAUAUAUUCCACUUUGUGUCUGUCCUGUGUGUUCUCUUCACAACCCACACCACUCACACAACCGACCUUAUCGUCGCGUUCUAUGAACAUAUUCCUUGAAGGUGUGUGGUGCGUGCGUGUGGGGCCACAGAAGCCAACUAGUAAUUGGAAAUUGAUUGCACAACAGGUCAUUUUGCUAAUUGCAUCUCAUAUUAAGCGGGAAGAAAUAGAACGGGGGGUGGUACUUUUAGGGGGAACGCUUGUGAAUGGGUAGACAACUUAGAAUAUACCUAAAAAAAUAUUACAAAGUAAUAGAGAUAAAAGAAAAAGCUAUACAAAUUAGUCCUAUUACUACCCAUAUCGAAACGAACGAGAAUUACGACAGAUAGUGGCGCGCGCAGACACCGCUUUUGGUGUCUCUUCUCCCUCUCUCUCUCUCUCAGGUGUUGGUUGGUGUUGGUUUCUUCUCCUGUUUUUUAUCAUGUUUUAUCACCUCUUUUAUAGCCCUUAGUGUAGUGUGCUGCUUCUUUUUCCAUUUGAGCUGACUAUUAUUCACACACUAUUCGGCCACAUUUUUAAUACGCUUCUACACUUCCUUAAGGCUCUCUGCUUGUUUGUUGCUGCCGUUCUUUAUAUCCUCUUUUCCUACCUUCCUCUUCUUCUUCUUUUCGUCUCUUUUCACACAUGAUGCCACAACACAACACAUUCGAUUUCCACCAUAUAUACCGCCAUGGAGAGGAAUAUAUUCAAAGAUUUGUGGGGAAUUGUGUUCGAGGAUUCAUAUAAAGGUUUCUGGGGGAAAACAGGAUUCUCUGCGGUUUUGUUUGUUUUGUAAUAAAUAAUUUAAUAUAUUCGUUUAAAAUCUCUUCCGCACCAGCCAACCCACCAGCGGUAUUCUCGUUUGUGUGGUGGUGUGGGAUGUAGAAAAAAAAUAAUUUACAAAAAUUGUUGGUAGCGGGGCACAACAGUGUGUUACCGAACUGUUACCAACAAAACUAGAGGUGGGAUUUAUAAAAUUACUCAACAUAAUAAUAAAGUGCAUCAUUUUGUUAACAACAGUAUUUGCAAUGAGAAAAAAUGAAGCAUUGUUGCAUUCAACCCAAAAUUGUCUAGGCAAUGGGUGGGUGGUGCUGGCUAAAUGAUGCGUCUCUGUCGAACGGUCUUCCGGUUCCGGUUGGUCGUAACGAAACAAAAAGAAAAAAGAAAAGGAUCCCGGCCAUAUGACAUCUUCCCGGAUGAGCGUGAGUGUGCGUGGAACACGUGUGAAAGAGCACGUGUGGAGACUCGUUUUCUGCCUCUUUCGCUCAUCUCCCUAUUUCAGGCUUUCUCUCCUGGGUAUGCUGCGCCAUUCUAUGCUUGCCCGGCCAAACGGAGCGCCUUUGCACAAAUAGCUUUCAGUUGGGGCAUUAAAGUACAAAUAAAUAAGAAUAAAAAAAAAAACCCCGAAUGCCACUAUUAACUGAAAGUGAUGUGCGCAAAAAAGCCGCUGCCGCUUUAUUAGGCAAGCACAACAAUAUCCUCCUCUUUUUCUCUUUCAUUACUACCUCUUCAACCUGGCCCCCGCUGAUCUCGCUUUUCCAUCAUUUGGCGCGCGCUACCCAUUUUUACUUCAUUUGUUUCCAUCGUUUGAUGCAUCUGCUUCUUGGCUUCCUCAUUUUAAAUAAAUUUAAUCACAUGUUUUGUUUUUUUUCUUCUCUCCUGCCUCUCCUACUAAUCUCCGACCUCCCGAACACUCCUACCACCGAGUAUAUAAAGUCGGUUUCGUUUGUUUUUGUUUCUCAUAAAUUAAUAUUAUUUAUCAGAUAAAAAAAUACUUCUUCUUUUCGAUUUCUUCUGCUCCUUACUCUCCCCCCCCUCCCCCACCUAAACGUUCGUUUUGUUGUCGUAAAUUUUGUUAUAUUAGCCGCGCACCCAGUGAGAGGAGCAACGGUUGUGGUGUUUUUUCCCGAGAUUUUCUCUCACCGAAUCCGAUGUUGUUCACUGUAUCUCCCUGUGUGUUUUUGUUUCUUCUGUUUAUGUUUAAUGAAAUGUUGUUGCGUCCUCUUACAUUAAUCUGUCCCUUGAGUUGGGAGCAUAGUAACACGCCAAGGAUGAUGAUGCUCAAUACAAAAACGAACGUGCGGGAGAAAUGAGGGGCCGGGUUUCCUUUACUAUUAUUCGAGAUCAAAUUGCGGUUUCUUUUGCAGCGUGUGUUUUUGUUUUUUAUAACAAAGCUGUUUGCUCACUUCGCCGUACUCUGCCACAAUACAAAAAGGAGACGGGUGUGCGACCUACAGCCAGCCAGCCAGCCAGCCAGCCAGUCGUCGCACAAGAGCAUUUUUUCCCUACAAAUCGUGCUUUGGAGAGGCGGGCACAGGAAUGGGCACACGAGAAAUGCAACGAUUUUUCACAAUAAACCAAUUUUCAUCUUCCCCCGCGUUCACUUGCUCAUGUUCAACGCGAAACAAUCGUCUAAUCUUGUUCUGCCGUCCUGCUUGCUUUUUUUUUGUUUUGAGUUUGUCCCUAGCAAAUUCACACACUUACACAUAUGCACACAGUUCUACCAAACAACAACACAUUCUUCUACGACACCAAAGCGAAGGGAGAAAUUGUGAUUUGAAAAUUUUAGACAAGCGAAAAUUAUUAAAAAAGAAAUUAGGAAAACCUGUCUGAAUAAGCAGCUCGUACUCACUCUACUGUUGCUCUUCUUCAUGCCACUUGUUUGUUGAUUAGUGUACGUAUAGUUUGGCAUUUUCAUUCCUCACUUUCACUUGCCGGGGGAGAGUGUUGUUUGACGGUGUAGUAUUUGAUAAUUUCUUGAUUACCCUAUCGUCUUCCUAAUGAGAAACCCUAAUGAGUGAAAAAUUUUGCUAGAGAGUUCAAUAUGAAUGUCGUCGUAAGGUUGUUGCUGUUUUUUCCCCCUAUCCAAUUAAACCAACACAGAUCUGCCGCUAUCCACCUGUCACUUGUUCAUUGCAAAUGAAUAACAGAGAGUGGGAGAGACUAGUAGUAGUUGGUCAUUUAGCAAUCACUCGCAUUAAAAACUGUUUUUGUGUGUGUGUGUGCUGUUGCUAAUGUGGAACUUGCCUGCCGUUUUCUCCUAAUACGCGCAAAGGGACGUUCUUUUGCAGGCUCCCAAAAAAUAAAACUUUGCAUCCGUUGUCUCUUGAUCCGUGUCAGCAGCAAAUGGCCGGAACAUGCAACGGGUUUCCAUUCCACAACACAGCUCUGUCUUGGUCGGUCUGGUAUCCAUCCACCACUUUGCCUUUCCUAAUACACUAAUAACACAUUCAAAGUACUGGCUUUACGAUCAAAAAAAGGUAUCUCUCUCUCUCUUGUUCUCUCGUCUACUAUCUCCUCUGGCUCUCUCCCCCCUCUCUCUCUCUCUGAUAGUGGUCGUUCACCAUAGGCGCAGCAGCUAUAUUGGGCCGUUUUCUUUCGGUUGCUCCAAUAAAAAUGUGCAAUCGUGGUGGUGGUGGUGUAUUGAAUUUCCUGUUCUUAAAAUAAACAGGACCAACCAGAAAAUCAAUAUUAUUCCAGACAGAUUUUCUUUUUGUGUUUGUUGUGUGGUGGUACAAAACAAAAUAACAUUUGUAAACAUAAACAAAAAAAAAUGCUUUCUUCCUCUCCCUCUCUCUCUCUCUCUUUGUUUCGUCUCUCUAACUCCCACUCUCCCUCUCUCGCUCUGUUUUCUGGCCAAUUAAGGAUCGUUUGUCCGUAUCGUUUUCCUUCCUUUUUUCCAUUUCCUUUCAUCAUUAUUAUAUUUUCGGCGUCGCGUAAUUCUCGUCGUUCCGUGUGUUCAUAUCAGUGUCAACAUUUAAUGAUUCCUUAAUCCUUACGGGUAGGUGCGCGAAUUCUCCCGCCAAACGGACCAUUUGCUUGCAGCAGCAGCAGCAGCAGCACAGGCAGCGGUUUGCUUGGAUGGGAGAUUUCACGCACACACACACACACUUAAACUUAGCAGUUGCUUCCGGGGUAAUUUAAAUGUCUCAAGUUGCGACUGACCAUUCAAUUUAAACCCUAAACACAACUUAUCAGGCUAGGAUUUUUUUAAACCGUUUUGUAUAUUUUGUACUUUUUUUGAUUUUGCUUUUAUCUUCCGUUUUUAUGCUUGCAUAUACUUUUGCGUAACUUUUCAGAGCAUUUUAUUGUUUUUUUGUUGUUUUGUUUUUUGUUUUGUUUGAUGAUUUUUUUCGUUCGCUUCUUUGUGUGUGUUUGAAAAGUUUGUUCAUUUCAUUCAUUUGCUCACACACCAAUGUUCCACAAUCCAAAAGA
This is a messenger RNA of Anopheles stephensi (Asian malaria mosquito), 7578 nucleotides long. It is a transcript of the gene Fntb, whose product is annotated as protein farnesyltransferase subunit beta. Gene Ontology annotation, cellular component: protein farnesyltransferase complex. NCBI's taxonomy places the organism in Eukaryota, Metazoa, Arthropoda, Insecta, Diptera, Culicidae. The coding region runs from base 172 to 1542 and encodes 456 amino acids. Gene Ontology annotation, molecular function: protein farnesyltransferase activity. The transcript is spliced from 3 exons. The record is from RefSeq and is a predicted model, not a curated record. Gene Ontology annotation, biological process: protein farnesylation.